This is a messenger RNA of Agrilus planipennis (emerald ash borer), 3096 nucleotides long. RefSeq lists its product as uncharacterized. Gene Ontology annotation, molecular function: methyltransferase activity. Bases 132 to 2882 code for a protein of 916 amino acids. The record is from RefSeq and is a predicted model, not a curated record. Gene Ontology annotation, cellular component: nucleolus. The transcript has 5 exons. NCBI's taxonomy places the organism in Eukaryota, Metazoa, Arthropoda, Insecta, Coleoptera, Buprestidae. Gene Ontology annotation, biological process: rRNA base methylation.
UCAGAGAGUUUCUAACCUAAGAAAUAUAACCAACAAACUAAUCUCUAAGCAAGUUUCAGUCUUAUUUUAGUGAAUGAAAUCAUUUUCCAUUUUUCUAGUACGAGGAACUUCAAAAAAGGUAAACAGUUGCAAUGUUUGUUAAUAAGACACCUCGAUUCUAUAAAGUAGCAGCAGAUUAUGUUAAAAAAAUACAAGAAAAUGGAGCAAGUAUAAAACAGUUGAUAUAUUCAAAGCAACAUCCUAAUAUAAUGGGAUUAUAUGCUCUUGUAAACGAAGUUUUUAAACAUUUUGAACAAAUAAAAUUUUUAAUAACUCAUGCCAAAUUAGAAACUAUUACAACAAAAAACCCGUGGUUAAUUUAUGUAUUAAUUACUGAGUUAUUGUGGGGUAAAAAACAUUUGCCGGACAUAAAAUCUACAACAUUUGUAACAAUUCUAUUGCAUAAACAAAAACUUGAAAAACUUCUACCAUUUGCAGAGAAAAGUGUACCCACCACUGAAAAGACAGUUAACACACCUAAAUAUGUACGAGUUAAUACAUUAAAAGUGUGCGUUUCUGAUGCUAUAGCAGCGUUUAUCGAAGAAGGGUACAAUUACAAAAAAUGCAAAAAUAACGAUUACCAAACGUUUUUAUCAGAAGCUUCCUCUCUUCAAGAAUAUGAUUUUAUGUCAGACAUACACUUUGAUGAACUUUUACUUUUUCAUCCCAGUUGUAAAUUUUUUGAUCAUAAGGCUUACCAAAGUGGCUUAAUUAUUUUGCAGGACAAAGCCAGUUGUAUUCCUGCUUAUCUUCUUAAUCCACCUCCAGGCAGUGUGGUGUUGGAUGCAUGUGCUGCUCCCGGUACGAAAACAACCCUACUUGCUUCUCUUAUGAAGAACGAAGGAACUCUAUAUGCUGUUGAUAGAAAUCAGAGCAGGUUUCAGGAGUUAAAGUUAUUUGUUGAAAAAUCUGGAGCAUCUUGCGUUCGAACUGUCCACAAAGAUUUAUUGAAUCUAAAUGGAAGCGAUUUUCCAAAUGUCCAAUACAUCCUCGUUGAUCCUUCAUGUUCUGGAUCAGGUAUGUUGGAUCGUAUAGGGGAAACAUCUGUUGAAAAUGAAAGACUAAAAAAGCUUCAAGGUUUUCAAAUUUUACUUUUAAAACAUUGCAUGCGACAUUUUCACAAUGCCAAAAGGGUCGUUUAUUCAACAUGCUCAAUACACCCUGAAGAAAAUGAGGAAGUGGUAAAAGAUAUCCUUUCCUCUACUUAUAACUUUAAGUUGAUGUCUGCUAAAAACUUACUAAAGGGGCCUUGGCUCAAUUUUGGCUCCUCUAAAUAUGGAAAUAUUGGCAAAAACUGUCUCUAUAGCAGACCCGAAAAAGAUCUCACCAACGGCUUUUUUGUCGCAGUUUUUGAAAAAGUAAGUGAUGAGGAGGUAAACCCCUAUUAUAGAAAUAACAAUAAAAAUUUAUAUAAUCAAAUUGAAGAAAAUGACAUAAGAGUACUAAAAACACAAGAAGAAAGUGAGACUAAUCUUUCAAAUUUAGGUGAAUUAAGUAACAGGAAGAAAAGUAAUUUUCAGUCUGUGUUGAGAAAAAAGAAAAGAUCAACAAAGAAAGUCAAAAGGGAAAUUGUCGUUAGAGCGAAUGUGGAAAAAUUGAAUCCUCAUGUUGUUUAUGAUGAUAAUUUUGGUAAUGAAGCCAAAAAAGUUAGUGAUGCAACUAAGAGAAUUUCAAAAAUAACAAGCGAUAGAAACAAUGAUAACAGUAAUAGAAAUGUUGAGUUUAUUAUACAAAAUCCUUUAGAAUCAAUUAAGAAAGAGGAACACUUAAAUAAAAUUAAAAAGAAAAGAAAACGUGAUGAUAGGGAAUAUAAUAUCAAAAAAAUUAAAAAACAGUUUAAGGAGAUGCAACCAUCUGGAUACAUCGAUGAGAAAGAAGAGAGGGAUGAAUGUGUAUUAAAUAUUAAUCAAUCUAACAGUAAGUUAAAAACAAAGAAAAAGAAAAAAGAAAUAAUCGAUAGUGAUAUAAAUAGAGUCGAUGGCAAUGCAGUUUUACUAGAUAUGAAUAAAGUGGCAAUACAAAAAUAUGAACACCCGGAAACUUAUAUCGUAAAUGAAAAAUCCAAUUUCAUAGAGGCUCAAAAGAAAGAACUAAAAAUAUGUGCUGAUCAGGAAUGGACUAACGGUGCAAAAGCGAAAUCUACCAAUAGCGGAUGUAUUACAAUUGAUGCACUGAAAGUCAGUUCAGAGAAAGAAAAGUUAAAGAAUAGAUUGUUAAAGAAGACAUUUACUUAUUUAAACCAGAACGAAUAUACUGAUUUAGAAAUGUGUACUAAUAGCAAUAGUUCAAUUUUAAACCACAACGAAAAUAAACUCGAAAAGAAACCAAAUAAAAGUGCGCAUGACGGUUUAGAAGAUAGACUAAUGAUAGAAUACGAAAAUAAAAACAAUGUGAAGUAUUUAGAGGGUACAAUUAAUAAAAAAAAUGAUAAAGAAAAGAAAUCACACAAAAAAAAGUGUAAAACUACAAUGAUUCCGUUUAGAGGAAUAAUUGAAAACAACAUUACCCUUAUUAAGAGUACAGACAAGUUGGAUAGUAACGAAGACUACGAAGAAAAUAGUAUAAAGCUUGAUGUUAAAAAUAAUUAUUCAGGUUGUAAAAAAAGUAAAAAAGGGCACUCUAACAAUAAACUAAAUGGUAGUAUUGGAGUAGAAAAAGCUGGGAUGGGUGAUAGCAAAUUGUCUACCAUUAGUAAUUCUGAAAACAGUUCUAUUAAUAUUUAUGUAAAAGAUACUGAAGAGUGCGAAUCAGAUAUCGGAAUUAAAGAUUCCAAAAAAAAGUCAAAGAGAAAAAAUUGUGAUACAUCCAUAUUGGAUGAAAUCGUGGCUAUUGUGAAAAAUUAAUGAUCAAAAUUAUUAGCUGUUUAUUGUUGAAUGUAGCUCGAGAAAAAGUAAUAAAAAACUUAUAAGUACCCAAUGUUUAAAAAAUUAUGAAACGUAAUAUAAAAGCUAAAAAAAAUACAGGCAAAUUUUUAAUAUUCAUUUUUACAUUUAUUUAGUAAUGUAAAUACAACAACUUAAUGUUUAAAACUUGAAACGUUUUCUUCAUCAAAAUAAA